AUGUCAAAAACAAAGUCUAAUACUAAAUAACAAGAGGGAGGUGAUUAAGAUCAUGAAACCUAGCAGGAGAUUCAGAAUUCUAUCUCAGAUGCCCCAACUAGUAGAUUGAUUGUUAAAAAUAUCCCUAAGCAUUUGGAUGAACAGAGAUUGAAGCUGCAUUUCACUAAGGCAGGCACAGUCACUGAUGCCAAAAUCAUGAGAAAAGGAAACAAGUCAAGAUUGUUUGGGUUCAUAGGUUUUAAGACAGAAGAUGAAGCGGCUCAAGCCAAGAAAUACUUCAAUAACACUUUUGUGGAUACCAGCAGAAUUUAGGUAGAGUAUGCUUAUGCUCAGAAUGAUCCUAAAUUGACCAGACCUUGGUCUAAGUAUAGCAAAGGAAGCAGCGCUUAUAAUCUCAGAAAUCAGCCAUCUAAAGAGGAGAAAGCUAAGCUUACUGAAGAAGAAAGACAGUAAAUCGAGAUAGAGAAGGAAAAGAAGAAGGAAAAGUUCAGGUCAUUCUUGAAGGUAAUGGGAAUGUCCAAGGAUAACAAGUAGUCCUGGAAUGAUAGCUUCACUGCAUUCAUGGCUGAUGACGGUUCAGGUCUGCAGUAUACUGCCAAAGAUGAUGAUAAAAAGAAGAGACUUAGCAAAGAAGAAGCCAAGAAAAAGAAGUUGGAGGAAAAGGAAGCAAAGAAGAGUGAAAAAUCUAAGAAGAAAGAUGAGGAGGAUGCAGAGGAAGAAAAUAAAGAAGAAGGUGAUGAAGCCAAGGUAAAUGAAGUUGAUAGUAAUAUCGAUGAGUAAAGGCUUUAUGUAAUGAAUCUACCAUUUACUAUUACUCACGAAGAGCUGAGAACGCAAUUCGAGAAGUUUGGAGAGAUUUCAGAUUUAGAGAUACCUCUCAGAAAAGGUGGAUAAGGAUUCGGUUUCGCCUUUAUCAAAUUUGCGACUGUUGAAGCUACUGUGAGUGCAUAUGCUGAUCUUGAUAAAACAUUCUAUUAAGGUAGGAAACUUCAUAUUUUACCUGCUUAGAAGAAACCACCUCAAGAGCCAAAAGAACUAAUCCAGCCAUUGAAUAAUGAAAACGAGAAUGAGAAUCAAGAGAAUGAAAAUUUGGCAGAAAAUGAAGUGUAAAAAGAUGAGAAAUAAGAUGAAGAAAUGAAGGAGGAGAAAAAAGAAAAGAGGCAAGAGAAAGUAAAGGAGAAGAAAUCAACUUUCAAGGAGGAAAAGGAAAAGGAAGUGAAAUCUAACUUUGAUGAUGAGACCAACUGGAACUACCUCUUUAUGAAUCAAGACUCAGUAGCAACCUCGAUGGCUAGCAGAUUAAAUAUAAGCAAGGGCAGUCUCUUAGACAGAAAUCAAAAUAAUUUAGCAGUUAGAUUAGCUCAGGCUGAAACUAUAGUCAUAAAUCAGACUAAGGAAUGGAUGAAAGAAAAUGGCAUAGACCUGGAUAAGCUCGAGAGAACAGACAGAUCAAAGUGCAAGCGUUCAUUUACAGUCAUAAUUGUGAAGAAUAUUCCUUACUCAACAAAGGAGGAAGAACUCAAAGAAAUCUUUGAGAGAUAUGGAGUACUCAAGAGAGUAUUGCUCUCUCCAUUUAACACUCUAGGUAUUGUUGAAUAUGAUAAUGAGAAACAAGCCAAGGCUGCAAUGAAGAACCUCGCUUACUAUAAAAUUAACUACAUCAUGCCAAUUUAUCUCGAAUAUGCUCCUGUUAUCAUUUCUAAGAGUGCAGCGUUAACUAAGGAAGAUAAAAAGAAGCAAGAAAAGGAAGUAGAACUUGAAAUUCAAGAGGAUGAGAAUGAUAAGAAAGGUGAAAGAACUAUCUUUGUCAAGAAUUUAAGCUUUGCAACUGUAGAAGAGUAGCUAGAAUAGGUAUUUAAGGAAGCUAAAGUAGGCAAAAUACUCUCUUGUAAAAUAGUCAAAAACAACGAAAAUCAGUUAUCCAGGGGUUAUGGUUUCGUAGAGCUAGAGAAUAAGGAUAAAGCAGAGAAAGCAAUGAAGAAAUUACAGAACUUUAUCUUAGAUGAGCAUGCUUUAAAGCUCAGUAUUUCCAAAAAGGAUAUUGCCAAAUCAGAUAAAAGACUCAAGGAUUAAUAGUUGCUUACUAAGAGAAAGGAGAAGACAGAAUUAGCAGCAGUUGAUGCUCAGGAGGAAUUGACUUCAAACAAACUGACAGUGAAGAAUUUGGCAUUUGAGGCAACUGAUAAUGACAUUAGAGAACUGUUCAAGACUUAUGGUGCUUUGAGGAAAGUUAGAUUACCAAAGAAAGUUAACUCCAAGAGUCACAGAGGAUUUGGAUUCGUAGAAUUUGUGAGCAGCGAAGAAGCCAAGAAUGCAUUCAAAAAUCUCUAGCACACGCAUUUAUACGGCAGAAAAAUAAUCAUAGAAUGGGCAAAGCCAGACGAUAAUGUGACAUAGCCUUAGGAGAAAAAGCAGAAAAAAUGA
Messenger RNA from Stylonychia lemnae, 2424 nucleotides. NCBI's taxonomy places the organism in Eukaryota, Ciliophora, Spirotrichea, Sporadotrichida, Oxytrichidae. The record is from the annotation of a GenBank genome assembly.